GUAAUUUGAUUCUUAACGGAAACGGACAGGGCGGUUCACGGUUGUCAAAGAGAGCAUUAAACUUCAAACCCUAGCUCCGGUGGCCAACAAACCGGAACAGGUACUCCGGCCAGAUUUUCAUCGGAGAAAAUGGCUUCCAUGGCCUUUCCCGGGAGCAACCUCUUCACAUCGCCUCAGCUCACUUCUAAAACCUCAUUCCUCAUCCGCUGUAACAACUUGUCAGAGUCACUCAAGUGCAAGGGAAAUGAGGCUGUUGGCGGGGAUUCUAACGGCCGGGCGGCGGUGGCGCUUCCCAGCUUUUUUACCGCCCCCAAUCGGCUUCUCGACAAAAUCGCGGUUCCGAAAAGCGACACGCGUCUACGCAUUUUCUCUGGCACCGCUAAUCCUUCUCUGUCUCAGGAAAUUGCUUGUUACAUGGGUCUGGAGCUUGGUAAGAUCAAGAUCAAGCGGUUUGCUGAUGGGGAAAUUUAUGUUCAGUUACAAGAGAGUGUCCGGGGCUGUGAUGUUUAUCUCGUGCAACCUACAUGCCCUCCAGCAAAUGAAAAUCUCAUGGAGCUCUUGAUAAUGAUUGAUGCUUGCCGUCGAGCAUCAGCCAAAAAUAUUACUGCGGUUAUCCCUUAUUUUGGAUAUGCACGAGCUGAUCGAAAGACUCAAGGACGGGAAUCGAUUGCAGCCAAACUUGUCGCAAAUCUGAUCACUGAAGCAGGCGCUGAUCGGGUUUUAGCAUGUGACCUCCAUUCUGGACAGUCAAUGGGAUAUUUUGACAUUCCAGUAGAUCAUGUGCAUGGCCAGCCAGUCAUACUUGAUUAUCUUGCCAGUAAGACAAUAUCUUCUGAUGAUUUGGUUGUGGUCUCACCGGAUGUUGGUGGGGUUGCAAGAGCUCGAGCCUUUGCCAAAAAGUUAUCUGAUGCUCCUUUGGCCAUUGUGGAUAAAAGGCGUCAUGGCCAUAAUGUCUCUGAGGUGAUGAAUUUGAUUGGUGAUGUUCGAGGAAAAGUUGCAGUCAUGGUGGAUGACAUGAUUGAUACUGCUGGAACUAUUGCAAACGGUGCUGCUCUAUUACAUCAAGAAGGAGCUAGGGAGGUUUAUGCUUGCACCACUCAUGCGGUUUUCAGUCCUCCUGCCAUAGAAAGACUGUCAAGUGGUCUCUUUCAAGAGGUUAUCAUUACAAACACCAUUCCAGUUGCAGAGCAAAACUAUUUCCCCCAGCUUACAGUCUUAUCGGUGGCAAACCUUUUGGGCGAGACAAUAUGGCGUGUGCAUGAUGAUUGUGCUGGAGGUUUUGAACCUUAUUCGAGCUUGGGGAUCGACUGAUAUCCCUACUGCUUGUGAGAAACUCAACUUGCCAUUGCAGUUUUCCGACGCUUGAAAAGGAGACCCAUUUGCUGAAAUUCCCAAGAUGGUUGUGUUACAACAAGUGUAGUACUACCAUUGUACAAUGUUAAAUGUGUUUGUAUAUGUCAGUUGAGUUUUGGUCUAUUUCUAUAUCAAUGAAUUUUGCUCUCAUAUGAUUUUUAUAUAACAAGCCCUUUUGUCCAUGUUCGGGCCUUCCCAGAUUAUGGUAUGAAAUGGUUAGUCAA
Molecule: messenger RNA, 1577 nt
Organism: Salvia hispanica
Lineage: Eukaryota; Viridiplantae; Streptophyta; Magnoliopsida; Lamiales; Lamiaceae
Product: ribose-phosphate pyrophosphokinase 1-like
Biological process (GO): purine nucleotide biosynthetic process; 5-phosphoribose 1-diphosphate biosynthetic process; ribonucleoside monophosphate biosynthetic process
Cellular component (GO): ribose phosphate diphosphokinase complex; cytoplasm
Molecular function (GO): magnesium ion binding; ribose phosphate diphosphokinase activity
Source: RefSeq, a predicted model, not a curated record